Messenger RNA from Helobdella robusta, 963 nucleotides. RefSeq lists its product as hypothetical. The transcript has 2 exons. Lineage: Eukaryota; Metazoa; Annelida; Clitellata; Rhynchobdellida; Glossiphoniidae. The record is from RefSeq and is a predicted model, not a curated record. Bases 1 to 963 code for a protein of 320 amino acids.
AUGAAAGAAAAACACAAUCACAACAGAAAUAUUAGUGGCUAUACCCUGAAAAGUAACAAUGAUGGUGGUCAAAAUAUUGUUGGUGGUGGGGAUAAAAUAAAUAAAAAUGAUGAUGAUGUUGAGGUUACCAUAAAAAUUUUUGUUGAUGAUGGUGGUGAUGUAAUUGAAAAUAUUGGGAAAGAACGUGAAGUGCGAAAUUCAAACAACACUGAUGCAAAAGUAGAAGACAUCGAAGCGACCGAAGCGACAGUCACGAGGGCACAGGCGUCGUAUCUCCGGGACAUGCCAGCCCAACAGAAACACAGCAGACAUCAUCAAAUAAACAGUUCAAGCCAUCCUGAUCAUGACCCACAACAGAAUGAAAAAUUUUAUGGAAAUUGCACUGGCUGCUAUCACGAAGCUACCAAGUUAACUCCCUUCAUUGCAAAGCAAAUAAAAAGAAGAUCAUCUCGGAAUGGAGACUUUCACAAGUCAACGACAUCAAAAACUCCAUCAACAACAUCAACAGCAACAACUUCAACUAAUUCAGCGGUGGCGAACAAACAAAACGACAGAAAACAAUACAAUCACCAGCAACACACCCAAAAACCACCAACUUCAUCAUCAUUCUCACGCGACAUGGAAGAAGUGAACAAAUGCGGUUGCAGCUUAUACAGGCAGAGCUUCCUCUGCUACAACAAGAAGACCACCCCUAAAACUUUGACCGUGCUGGUCAUUCUUCCUUACAACGAGACUUACUUGUUCUCCAUCAAAAAGGUCAUGCCCGCCUUGAACAGGGCAGCCGAAAGUGACCUCGUGAAAUCCCAGCUUUCUGGUUGGUCGGUCAUGUUCAUAGAGGCCGAAUCGAAAUCUAUGAAAUAUUCGUACAAGCAACUCAUAACAAAUUUUUUCAAAAAAUUAAAUUUCCUUUUUAAAACUUUUAAAGUCAAACUCCCUUCAAAACGUUUCGCUAAUUGCAAUUAG